CUCAUUCAGUCAAGGCAACCCCAAGCUCAACUUUAAACCUUCACUUCUGAAAGUCAACACCAAAGUCAAAGUCUGUGGCCUACGGUGCCUUUUUAAUCCUUCUUUCCAUUCUUCUUUCAUUUUCAGGUUACAUUUUCGAACGCCGAGACUGGGCAAGCAAGCAAGCAAACAUCAACAAUGUCAUAUGGUCGAUAUGGGCGCCCAGCCCUGAAAAACACCGUCGACGUCCAGUUACAGACCGCCUUCACUGACGGCAACUGGAACACCGUCAUUCGUUUGGCCGACAAGCGCUUCAAAUCUCUCAAGGACCCUUACUACGAGGCAAUCAGAAUCGCUGCCGAGUCUCAGCUCGAUGGCACCACAGAAAGGUGCACGGCACUGAUCGCCAUCGACGAGCUCGUCAAGUCCAAGGCUGUGCCCGACUAUGACACCCUUGAGCUGCUCGAGUGGGCUGCGCGAGAGUACCUCUACGACACCGAGUAUGCCGAGACGUUGGGUCCCCUCAGAGCCCGCUGGGUGAAGGCGAACCCCAAGAGCAAGUUUGCCGUGAAAUGCCUUCAGUCCUGCUUGGAGUAUUGGGACCUUGUGAGCGCUCAGCAGAUUGCCACGACGCUGGACAAGGCCUUCGCCAACUCGGGAGACCGCCAAUACAUGUUCUGGAGCAUUACUCUCACCUACCUCCUUUCAGUUAGCCCCCAGUGCAGUGAGGCCAGCAAAAAGGUGUAUAGCCUUCUUGUAGUGAAGCAACUUGAGAGGGCGGCUGAUAUUACUGAAAACUGCGAGAAAGUCGAGCCUAAAGAUCGAGGUCUGCUUCAAGAAGAGGAGAUCUCUCUUUACUACCGGGUCAUGCUCUCUCAUGGCUCCAAAGAAGACUUCAUCAGCCGCAUGCAGAGCCCCAAACUGGGACCUCUUGCCCAGCUCAAGCAUGGUCGCAAGGACCUGUUCUACCAAGCCCUGAACGCCUAUGAGUCGUGGGGCGAAUGGGACCGCAUCUAUGACCUUUGCCGUCAAGCUCUCAGACUGGGCCUUGAUGGUGCGACACCGACCUUCUCCGUCUGCGACUACAAGGUGUGGAAGAAGUUCGCCUUGGCUGCCAGCAAGUCCAAGGAUCAGGAGACUGCCCUUGGAGAGGUGCAGAGCAUCCUCAAAGAGUUCAUUGCGCUCAAGACCAACACCGCCAUGUACAAGAAGAACAUUGCUCUCGCCCUCCUCGACACCGCAUUCCGUCAGCCUGUGGUACCAGGAAGCUCUGGUAAUGACUCCGGCUUGACCCCGAGAGUUAUCCAAAUCGGCCUAUACUUGGACAGCUACUUUGAUAAAUUGUCUGCGUUUGACGAUGUCAAGGAUUUUGUCGCAGAGCUCAGCUUCGAGGAGGUCAAGGGUCUCAUGGAGGAGGUCCUGCCCAAGAUGCUUGAAGAGAAGUCUGAAAAGUCUAGUCAGGUUAUCCUCAAGUCACUAAUCUGCAAGCUGCGCUACCUGCUCACCACUUGCACACAAACACUCUCCCAUAACCCGUCCGUGGUGGACGGCCAAGAGCAGGACAAGCCAUACCAAUGCCGUCUGUGCUCCACCCUUACGUCUCUACCAUGCGAGAGCUGCUUGAGGAGCGUGGUUACCGAGGCCGCCCAAAUAUACCAGCAGAUAGUCGACGACUCAGAGCUGUUGGCAGCUAUCCCCCGUCUCGACAAGGACCCCCGCAUUGACUUGGCCCUUGUCAUGGGCAAUUCGAUCCUCAAGCUCUCUGGCUUGCGUCCUCGCGCUUCCGAUGUUGCCCCGGCACCGCUGCGGGAUGUGAACCCUUCGCUGUUCCUCCAGGCGGUCCUCGUCUUGGAUACCCAGCUAAAGGUUACGCCUAGCGAUGUCGCGCUGCGCCUCCUACUGGCCCAACUCUACCUCCUCCUUGGAUGCGCUUCCUAUGCCUACCAGAUCUGGACUCCUCUGGAUGUCAAGCGCACUAUCCAGGAUUCCCUCAGUCCCCUCUUCUUUGACAGGAUAUCAAGCUUGUCACCGGGUCUGUUUACCGGUACCCGCCCAUUGAUGGAGCCGCUGCGGUUAUACUACAAUAACAGUCUGCACAGUAGCUGCCCCUUGCGGAUCUGGGACGCGUUCGGCUCUGGGAGCUACAGCAGUAUUCUGGAGAUGACCGAGUUCGACAGCAAGCUGCGGAGAAGCUGCACGCUUAUGAUGUCCAUUGUGGAAGAGCGACGGGCAACUCGUGCCUUUGGCGGAAAGAUCGAAUGCGAGAUUGGCGAUUUGGCACUCACUGAAAACAUCGAUGACACAACCACCCUACUCAACAAAACCGACUACGGUUCAUUCGUCAACCUCGAAAGCCCUCAGGGUCCUCCCAUCCAAGAGUUCCUCCGUAUCGGCCCCGAGCUUUCCAACGAGCGCGCCCACCUCUCCUUCCUCUCCGAGCAAUACCUCGACCUAAUCCACCACAAACCGCCCAAGGACCACCGCCCCUACAAGCCCAGCGAGGCCGCCCUCAAAGAGCGCGCCUACACCUUCGAAACCCUCUCGCAACUCAACAACUCGCUGACAAGCUUCAUCCACCGUCCCACCACCCCCUCCGCGCUCACCUCGCCAGAAGCGACUUACUACACCAUCAUCUCCCUCCUCUCCGCAGCCGUGCUCACCGCCCUCUCCACCACGCGCGCCGACCCGUACCCGUCCGAAACGAUGAGCGUCAUCACCUCGUCCAUCCGCACCGCUUUCACCGGUUUGCGCACCCGCUUCACUUCUUCCUCCUCCCCUCCAUCUAAGGGUGGCGUAGACGAAACCUUCCACUCCCUAACCGACACACACACCCUCUCCCACGUGCGCGCCACCGCCCUCGCAAUGCGCCACAGCGCCGCCUUUGUACAAGCCUGGAACGACCGCGAGCUGGCCCGCGAUCGCUCCGGUAAGAGUACUUUGCACAAGGACGGUUUGGCGGAACUGAAAGCACUGGAUGCCAUGGCGGCUAAGACGAUCACGGAAGUCAAGGGACAUAUACAAAAGCUGAAGGAGGCGUUGGGGCAGGGAGGGUGGUUGGAUAAGAUGCUUGAUUGGACUUUUGGUGCUGGUGCUGGUGCUGGUGCUUCUGAAGAUGGUAAGGAAGGGAAGGAGGAAGGGAAGGGGCAGACAUCAGAAAAGGCUGCGCUGGUAAGGAAGGCGGUGGAGGAUGUAGUUGGGGGGCGAGAGGGCGCGGAGGAGUGGGUUGGGAAGGUGGUGGAGAGUUGGGGACAAGGGGUUAAGGGGUGGGGGUUGGUGAGGAUGGAGUAGAAUAAAUGGGUUGGUAUAGUUUAGGGGUGUGAUGGGAUGGGUAUGUAUACAUGAUAGAUUUGGUAGAGAAAAGCAUGGUUCAAGUGAAAGAGAUGGGAAUUAUUAUAGCCCGGGAAAGGGAAUGAAGGAAUAACAUUGAAGUGUCAAACAUUUGCCCCAGGUUCAUCACUUAGCCCUUCAGUUGAAUAUGCAGAAUCGAGAUCCAACG
Molecule: messenger RNA, 3475 nt
Organism: Neurospora tetraspora
Lineage: Eukaryota; Fungi; Ascomycota; Sordariomycetes; Sordariales; Sordariaceae
Product: N-acetyltransferase B complex non catalytic subunit-domain-containing protein
Exons: 7
Coding region: 178-3267 (1029 amino acids)
Biological process (GO): N-terminal peptidyl-methionine acetylation
Cellular component (GO): NatB complex; cytoplasm
Source: RefSeq, a predicted model, not a curated record